CGCGGCCAUGUCUUCCCUUCCUUUUCCUGCCACACCCCGGGGGUAGGUGUCCGAGCGCCGCGAGAAGGCCUAUACUGCUCGUGGCAUCGGCAGUUCGUAUCUCUUCCGGGCCGGCGAUGAUCGAAUCAUUGAUGCCACUUUGUCCGGCGGCAUGGCCCGAUUUUUGAACCACUCGUGCGAUCCCAACGCCUUCGCCAAGGUCCACUUCGACACGUCCACCUCGGCGGCUCCUUUUGUUGGGAGCUAUGCUGAUGCCCAGGGCCACGCCGCCGGCGGGGCUGGCGGUAAUUCCGAUGACGCUGGCGGCCACCCCAGCCAAUCGUCGACCCCCGGCUUCUCCAUCGACAGCCCGGGUGUGGUGCGCUCUUUCGGGGAGAUGGUCCAGUUGGGAGGGCGCCCCGGAGCCACAGAGCGCAUUUUCUUCCAUGCCAAGCGCGCCAUCGCUGUGGGCCAGGAAAUCACCUUCGACUAUCAGUUCCCCCUGGAGGACGAGCUCGAGGAGCGGGUUCCCUGUCUCUGCGGCUCGCCCAAUUGCCGGGGGACAUUGAAUUGAACGCGGCCAGCCGAUUGGGUGCAUACGUGCGUGCGUGCGUGCGUGUG
Fonticula alba is the source of this 600-nucleotide messenger RNA. RefSeq lists its product as hypothetical. Bases 152 to 553 code for a protein of 133 amino acids. Lineage: Eukaryota; Rotosphaerida; Fonticulaceae. Gene Ontology annotation, cellular component: Set1C/COMPASS complex. The transcript is spliced from 2 exons. The record is from RefSeq and is a predicted model, not a curated record. Gene Ontology annotation, molecular function: histone H3K4 methyltransferase activity.